CUUUCCCCGCGCAGAGCGGCGGCCUCCGGUUGGCGGCCCCCCCCAAGAGCUCCGUUUCCUCCGUUGCAGAUGGGAGGGUGGGGACCGAGCGCCGCGAAGGGGCGCCCUGCUCCUGAGGGGGGGGCGUCUUCCCCGCCGCGGUGUUGGUGACGUCGCUGGAGGGCUGGCGCCGACCGACCGACCGACCCACCGACCGACCGACCGACCGGGACGCCCUGGGGGUGAAUGGCCGGUGGCGGCCACCUCCCGCUGGGUUAGGCCGGUCCUCUGAGGCCCGGGUUGUGACGGCCACGCUGGCGAGCGCUGACGAGACGGCGGAGCAGAAUUGCCGUGGGGGUCGCGUUUGGUCCUUGUAGGCCGUGGUUGUGCCGCUUCACUCGGAAGGUCCAGGGCUGGGCGGGGGCCGAGGAGCUUCGCGGGAGCCCGGGUUGUCCGGGCGCCCACCCUGGAAGCUGGACAUUGGUUAAAGAACCCUUUUCGUGUAGCGUUUUUUCCCAGUUGGGAAGGAAGACGCAGGCGUGUUAGAAGCCCGUCUUUGGGCACAGGGCCUUUUUAAAGUGGGAAAGUAAGCUGCCUGGCGGACAUCGUACCGAACCGGGCGUGGGGCGGUUCCAGAGGCAGCAGGGGCAUCUGUGGCUUGCUUCUGAUUGUCAGUGUUGCCAUCUCUUUGUCUUCAGCCAGGACAGGGAAUUCCAGGGGGAUGGCCGGUUGCAGUUUUCUCAUUUUUCGUAACUGCCUGGUAGAGAAGCAAGGGAACCAUGACUUUUAAAUUAAGGCUCCCAUCUUUGUGUCCUCGAGAGCUGUGUGUAUAAUGGUUGAGCAGGGCUUCUGGGGCUGCUCGGCCAGUUCCUUGCCCUGUCACUUUCUUGCUUGUCUCAUACACCUGGGACGUGUUCUCAGCCUCCCGGGGACUCAUUUCCCUUGUCUGGAGCAGUAGGAUCUACCUCACGUGGUGGGGUGAGGGCUGACUCAUUGUACCUGUUUACACUCCCGGGAACUUAUCUCCCUUGUUUGGGACCUUACUGACCUCAGUCCCAAGGCCCCUUGCCACCGUCACCAGCCCGUCUUCCACCCAGGUUCUCGGGCUGACAGCACUUCUGGUCAGUCCUUAGAGCUCCUCUCAUGGGUGUGGAGCUGGCCCCCUUCCCGCUGGGCUGAGCUUAAACAGGCACAAUGCCUAGCUCAGUGCCUGGCAUAAAUUGAGCUGUUCCUGUCGCCGAGGUGAUUGGAAACAGUCAUUAAGCUCUGUGACUACAUGAAACUGAGAUAAGCUACGUUCUGUAAUGAGUAAUUGGGGGCUUCAGAGAAGAUUCAGGUAUGUAGGACAUGUGACAUCAAGGUAGUGACGCUUUUGUCUGAUGUCUUUCCACAGUGCUUCUGGGGCUAGUGUCUGUGUGUAACACGGUUGUGUAGAUUGAUGUCCGUACACUGGUGCACAGGCUGGUGUCUUUGUGUGGCACAGUCCUGUAGAUUGAUGUCUGUACGUUGGUGCACAGGCUGGUGUCUGUGUGUGACAGUCGUGUAGAUUGAUGUCUGUACGUUGGUGCACAGGCUGGCGUCUGUGUGUGACACAGUCGUGUAGAUUGAUGUCCGUGUGUUGGUGCACAGGCUGGCGUCUGUGUGUGACACAGUCCUGUAGAUUGAUGUCCGUGCGUUGGCGCACAGGCUGGUGUCUGUGUGUGACACAGUCAUGUAGAUUGAUAUCUGUGUGUUGGUGCACAGGCUGGUGUCUGUGUGUGACACAGUCAUGUAGAUUGAUGUCCAUGCGUUGGUGCACAGGCUGGUGUCUGUGUGUGAUGCAGUCAUGUAGAUUGAUGUCCGUGUGCUGGUGCACAGGCUGGUGUCUGUGUGUGACGCAGUCAUGUAGAUUGAUGUCUGUGUGUUGGUGCACAGGCUGGUGUCUGUGUUUGACGCAGUCAUGUAGACUGAUGUCCGUGCGUUGGCGCACAGGCUGGUGUCUGUGUGUGACACAGUCAUGUAGAUUGAUGUCCGUGUGCUGGUGCACAGGCUGGUGUGUGUGUGUGACGCAGUCAUGUAGAUUGAUGUCCAUGUGUUGGUGCACAGGCUGGUGUCUGUGUGAUGCAGUCAUAUAGAUUGAUGUUGGUACACAGGCUGGUGUCUGUGUGUGACACAGUCCUGUAGAUUGAUGUCCGUGUGUUGGCGCACAGGCUGGUGUCUUUGUGUGACACAGUCAUGUAGAUUGAUGUCUGUACGUUGGUGCACAGGCUGGUGUCUGUGUGACGCAGUCAUGUAGAUUGAUGUCUGUACGUUGGUGCACAGGCUGGUGUCUGUGUGACGCAGUCAUGUAGAUUGAUGUCUGUACGUUGGUGCACAGGCUGGUGUCUGUGUAUGGCACAGUUCUGUAGAUUGAUGUCCGUGCGUUGGCGCACAGGCUGGUGUCUGUGUGUGACACAGUCCUGUAGAUUGAUGUCUGUGUGUUGGUGCACAGGCUGGUGUCUGUGUGACGCAGUCCUGUAGAUUGAUGUCUGUACGUUGGUGCACAGGCUGGUGUCUGUGUAUGGCACAGUUCUGUAGAUUGAUGUCCGUGCGUUGGCGCACAGGCUGGUGUCUGUGUGUGACACAGUCCUGUAGAUUGAUGUCCGUGUGUUGGUGCACAGGCUGGUGUCUGUGUGUGACGCAGUCAUGUAGAUUGAUGUCCGUGUGUUGGUGCACAGGCUGGUGUCUGUGUGUGACGCAGUCAUGUAGAUUGAUGUCCACGUGUUGGUGCACAGGCUGGUGUCUGUGUGACACAGUUGCGUGGGUUGAUGGUCAUCCGUUGGUGCACAGCGCAUGUAGAUGUCCAGCUAUCGUAGAAGAGCCCUCCUUGACCUGUGAACAGAUGGUAAUGUUAGGUCUGUGUUAGGGCCAUUGUAGGGCCGUGUAAGGCAUCCUCAAAACGAGUCUUGUAGCACCACUGGAAAAGGUAUCCCUUACUCAUUCAGCCAGUGUUGUUGAUCGUGAUGUUCAGGGCACUGGGCCCUCAGCUAGGCAGCUAGGAUGCAGUGAACAAACAACCAAACAUAGUUUCCUGCCGUUGGGGUCUUCCCUUGUAGCACAGGGACCAGUCGGCAGACCUGAAGGUCAGGGGGCAGCCGCCCAGUUACAGUUGCAAUCGAGUCGGUGGGUCUUAACUCCAAGCCCAGAGUGAGAAUGUGUAACCGAGCCUAACCUGGGCUGAGAGUUGGGAAGAGGUCGUUCUUUUGAGGCAGUAACCUCUAACCUGUGACUUGAAGGAGGAACAGGAGUUACAGGGUGGAUGGGAGAGGGGAGAGCCCCCUAACUAAGAGAUGACUGCUCCUCCUCAUGGGUCUGGGAGACCAAGAGGAAUAAAGGAGGCCAGCAGGGAGGGAGCAGCAGACGGCUGGAUGGGAGGGUGGGUGUGGUGGGCAGCAGGAAGCCUAGGAAGGGUCUGCAUUGGUGUGGGUGCCUGUGCCUCUGCAUGAGACAGACAGACAGGUGAGGCCAGCACAGACCAUGGACAGCAUGCCUGUUAUAGAUGGGAGGGACCUUUGGAGCUGCCAAACAGUGGAAGAGCUGGAUUUGGCCCCUGGCAGUGGGUUUUACCUGGUCACCAUAGUGUACUUUUUUUGUUGUUCAGUCUAGUGGAAGAAUGCUUACUUUUGGAAGGAUUUAUUGAUCUGGUAUUUAUGUCCAAUGCUGUUUGCUGCAGGCAGUGGGAAAUAAACAGGGUCCUUGGCUGUCACACAGAAGGGGUCAUAAGUAACAAGUUCGUGGGCACUGUAAUAGGAGCUAGUACUAGGGAAAGGUAGCAUUUGGAAAGUGGCUACACAGUGCUCAGUAAAAGGUAGCCCUGUGCGGUAGGUAUUUGCAGUCCCUGCAUGUACCUGAGGGAGCCACCUUUAUAGGGGUUAAGCUGCCAGGGAGGGGUCAAGCCACUGCCCAGGGUCCCUCAGCCAGGGAGCCUGGAGUGUGAUUCCAGUGUCUAACCAUUGCCUCCCACUAGCGUACACCCAAAGUCCCAUGGCAAUGUAAGGAGGAAAGGAGAAUUCUGAUGAGGGAUAUGGGGAGCUUUCUUUUUUCCUCCAGCCAGUGAAGACUAAGAGCAUUAGGGGAGGUAGGCCUGGUGAGGGUGAUGGGUUAUGAACUACGCCCCUGACUUUACUCUGGAAGAAUCAGCCUGUGUUUCCUUCUGCGGGGCAGCUGCAGUUCUCGCUUUGCCUCAGCUGCAGGAGGUGCGGUGCUUCCGUCAUCAUUGUAGUUUGUUUCCCUGAGUAGCCACAGUCCCACGCUGGAUUCGCCUCUUUAAAAACACUCAUGGUUUUAUGAUUACAACCCUUUCUGUCCUCACUGUUUUGUCCAGUCCACAGAUUAUGCAGAAGCCCCGGUGAGUAACUGCGUGAUCAUCUGAAAGGGACCAAAGGUCUUUUACAGCAUAACAUUGCACGCUUCUCCGAGGACCUGCUUUUUGAAUAAUCAACAGACUCUUCCCCCAGGAGUGGGCACAUCAGCCUGAGCGAUGGGGUUUGGCACGGGCACUUCUCUGGCACAAGUCACCCAGCCACAGGAGUGUUUUCAGACAGCAGGCCGCCGCCCAUGAGUGGGUUGUGAACUCUAGUGUGUUGUGAUCCUAUUUUUUUUUUUUCUUUGGCAGUUGCAUCAUUUGGCUCUUUUGAGCCCCAAUUCUUUCUUUUUUUUGGGCCAAUUAUUUUUUAAAUGAGAUGGACUGGACUAGAAAAUAUCAGAGUGCUGCCUCGUAUUUAGUGAAGAUACCAGUUCACAUUCUACGUAUGGCAUGCUUUUAUACCUGUGUCUGUGUCUGGAUUGCACUAUCAAAUGUAUUUCUCAUCUAGGUUGAAACAUAACAUUUUGAAGUCCUGUGGGGCAGGGCAGAGCUAGGUUUCGCAUCCAAGGCCCGAGAUCCCAUGUCGCCCACACAACCAUUUUUCCAGCUCUUUGGCACACCCAGCUCGUAGGAGUCCACUCGAGCAUGUGGGGGGUGGCGGGGGGGGGGCCCUUUCUGAACCACAGCACUGCCUGUGACCUGGAAGGGAGAGCGAUGGAGGCUUCAUCAGGUUCAGGUUCAACAUUUCUGGCAAGCCCCCUUCACAGAUGUGUGGGUGCAUCACACGGAACCUGGGCGAUUGGGCCCAAAGGCCAGUGACUAGUUAUCGUACUUUUGGAGAUGUUGGUUGAUCAGCGAGUUCAGGUGGUGUCAGCAGGACCCCUCCUUUUCUUAACCCCACCUCCCCAGCCCCAGAGCAGCGGGUUCUCCGUUGGGUGGUCUUUGGGUGGUCCAUGACCAUCCAGGCCUCAUCACCUGUGCAUCGUUGAUUAUUGUUGCUCGGUCAGGGACUUCACUAGAACAGCAGAGGGCGAUUUUUACCUGUGUUGAUGGUUGUACACUUAUUAGGAUUAUUCAUAAAGAAGAGCUUUCCCCAUCAACUGAGAUAGUCUGGUUUCCCUGAGAUAUAAUUUGUACAGGAAAGGUACGAUCCAUGCUUAAUUCUUUCCCUUUAAUUUCCCGUUUUCAGAGGCAGGAGUUUUAGGUUCAUGAUUGGCUUUCUCUUUUUCGAGCAUCAUCACGCACCUGUGGAUUUUCAUAGAUUCCGUGUGGUCGAGUCAGUGACACCCGUUACUCUUUUUCUUGCUCAAGUGGACUGAUCUUCGCCCUGUGGCAGCCGCUCAAGUGGGCCUUGGGGACCGAGGGAGGAGUGAACCUCCCACUGUGGGGGAAAGUCCUGUUUGUCUGGGUUUCUGUGAAUGUUUGCCCUGGAUUCUUGGAGGCUGUUAUGUGGUGCAUAGAGUUUAGAAUUGCUGUCUCUCUCUGAAAGUCAGAGCUUCUGAGACUCGAAGGAGGAAUAGGACUUACGGGGUGAACGGGAAAGGGGAGAGCUCGCCAAGCCAGGAGACGCCUGGGCAACCUGUUGGUCUCUAGGAAAGCCUUUGGCCUUUACUUGUUUUGUCUGAUACUAGUGUCGGUACUCAAGGUUUCUUCUCGAAUGUUUGCCUGAUGGAAUUUUUCCAUCCUUGACUUCCCAACAUUCUGAACAUUUAUGUUUAAGAUAGGCCUGUCAUCAACAGCAUAUGCCUGGAAUUAAAAAAAAAUCAAAUCACUGUCUUUUAGCUGGAGCAUGUUAAAUUUAUCAUAGUCAUAUAUAUGCAUGUGUAUGCACCCUGGUGGCGCAAUGAUUAAGUGCUACGGCUGCUAAACAGAAGGUUGGCAGUUCAGAUCUACUAGGUGCUCCUUGGAAACUCUAUGGGGCAGUUCUACUCUGUCCUUUGGGGUCGCCAUGAGUCGGAAUUGACUCCAGGGCAUUGGGUUUUUUGUUAUGUAUAUACACACAUAUUUAACAUUUUGGUCUUCAUUUUUGUCUUUUUAUUGCUUCUUGUCUUUCCUUUUAGGUUAAAGGAUUUUUUUUUUUUUUUAAUUCAAUUUUUUGUUCUCUACUGGUUUGGAAAAUACAUACUAUAUUUCUGUUCUCUUAGUGGGUGUCCUGGACAUUUCCCAGGGAGGCUUAUCGGGGUCUUAAGUUAAUGAUUGUGUUUAGGCACCCUGCCCCUGGUCCGUACUGAGACUUGGCACGCCAUCUCAGGUAGCCUCUUCUCAACUCAGAGGCUAUUUUUGUCAUGGAUUGUAGUUCCUGCUUUUUAUUUGUGGCCCUACAAGUCGUUAUGAUUAUUUUUCAUAUGGUCGACACUUGCUAAGAUUUGCUCAUUCAUUUGCUACUUUCUUGUUCCUUCUUGUAUCUCAAAUUACUUUGCUUUUGCUUCAGGCUCCUCCUUUGGAAUUUCCUUUGGUGGCAAAGUCUCUCAGUUUUUGUUUAUAAAUGGCUUUUCUCUCGUUCCUGAAAGGUAUGUUGCUGCCCGUGGAAUUCUAGAUGGAUGGUUAUUUUUUCGCAGUAGACAGAUUGUAUCCUGCCCUCUCUCUUUGGGCUUCCGCUGUUGAGGGUUAGUUCAUCAGUGCUCCUCCUCUGUCUCUCACGUGCUCCUCCUCUGUCUCUCACGUGCUCCUCCUCUGUCUCUCACGUGCUCCUCCUCUGUCUCUCAUGUGCUCCUCCUCUGCCUCUCACAUGCUCCUCCUCGGUCUCUCACCGUCCUCCUCCUCGGUCUCUCACCGUGCUCCUCCUCUGUCUCUCAUGUGUUCCUCUCUCACGUGCUCCUCCUCUGUCUCUCACGUGCUCCUCCUCUGCCUCUCACGUGCUCCUCCUCUGCCUCUCACGUGCUCCUCCUCUGCCUCUCACGUGCUCCUGCUCUGUCUCUCACGUGCUCCUCCUCUGCCUCUCACGUGCUCCUCCUCUGCCUCUCACAUGCUCCUCCUCUGCCUCUCACGUGCUCCUCCUCUGCCUCUCACGUGCUUCUCCUCUCUCACGUGCUCCUCCUCUGUCUCUCACGUGCUCCUCCUCUGCCUCUCACGUGCUCCUCCUCGGUCUCUCACCGUCCUCCUCCUCGGUCUCUCACCGUGCUCCUCCUCUGUCUCUCAUGUGCUCCUCUCUCACGUGCUCCUCCUCUGUCUCUCACUUGCUCCUCCUCUUCCUCUCACGUGCUCCUCCUCUGUCUCUCACGUGCUCCUCCUCUGUCUCUCACGUGCUCCUCCUCUGUCUCCCACGUGCUCCUCCUCUGUCUCUCACCGUGCUCCUCCUCUGUCUCUCACGUGCUCCUCUUUCACGUGCUCCUCCUCUGUCUCUCAUGUGCUCCUCCUCUCUCACGUGCUUCUCCUCUGUCUCUCAUGCGCUCCUUCUCUCUCUCAGGUUUUUCUUCUCUGUCUCUAGCUGCAUUCUGGACACUCUUUUCUGAUCUGUCUUCCAAUUUACUAUGUUUCUCUGUUACUUCUUUUAAAUUCAUCCAUUGAGUUUUUAGUGUAAAUUAUUUGAGACUUUAAUUUUAAUGACAGCUCUCUAACCUUGGACCAGUUGCUCAGCCUCUGUGCCUCCACAUCCUCAUUUGUAAAAUGGAGAUGAUACCUUUCUCCUGGGGUUGGUGCUCAUACCUGGGCGUGGCGUACAGAAGUACUGUGAACAUGCAAGCUGCUAGCGCCUUACGAGUUAUUUUUCGUUUCUCUCAAAACAAAACUUUGCUAUUAUUCCUCAUGGCCAUUUAUCAUUUUUGAAUACCUAUCUUUUUUUUUAAUUUUUUUCCCUUCCACACCAGCUGAGUGAUGGAAGCUGUGGGAGGGCUGAUUGUGCCCUCAGCCCGAGGGUGAGGCUGGCCCCUGGGCGGGACAGCAGGAGGCUGUAGUUAUGCAGAUGGGCAGGAAGGGUGCUCCAGGCCUAGGGCGGAGGCAGGGCAGCUGCUAGUUUGACAUGUUCAGGAGCUCGCCACAGUGAGUCCUGGGCCCUCUGAGAACCCUGACCAUCCCACAGUGGACUGAGUGGCCCCACCCUGCUGCUCGGAGCCUCUGCCUCCAUGUGACUUUUGGACACUGCACCCCAGUCACACCCUCUCUGCUCAUGGACCCUGCCUCCAUGUGACUUCUGGGAUCCUGUGCCCCGGCCAUGCCUCUCUGUCUCCUGGGCUGGUUUCUCCUCUUCUCUGUCAUCACUCCCUUUCCUGGGACCCCUGCCAGGUCCUGGCUUUAAACGCCCCAGGGACAAUGGGCGGUGGCUCUGGAAUCUGCUCCAGCUUCUCUCCUGAGCUCCAGUUCAUUCGUCAGCUGCUACCUGCCAUCUCCCCUGGAACGUACCAGACAUCUCAGACAUAGCAAUACAGAAUGGCCCCCAGUCCUUCCCCCACACCUGCCUCCCCUUGUCUAGAGUUGGAGUUUUCUCAUCUCAUGUGAUGGCAGCGCCAUCCUCUGUGCUGCUCAGACCGCAGCCUGGGGUGACCUUGUCUCUCCUAUCACACCCAGCACUUGGUCUGCCAGGAAAUCCUCUUGACUAAAACAGGUCAAAGCCUGAGUGUUUCUCAACCUCUGCAGCGCCCAGACUGCUACACGCUUGCCCGGUAGGUCCUCCUGCUGUGCUGAACGAGGGGCCACGUGUGAGUCAGACCACCGCCCACGCCAGCCCCUUGCCAACCCCAGCUGCUCACCAACCCCGGCUCUGCAUUUCUCUAAGAGCCAAAGCCAGAUGCCCUCCAGUAGCUCUCGAAGCCCCCACUUCUGGCUGCCGCCUCACCUCUCUGGCCUCUCUCCUGCUCCCCUGACUCACUUUGUUCUAGCCACGCUGCCUCCCCCCUGCCCCUGGACCUGCCAGGUAGCUCCUAGUUAGGCUCUUGACACAGGUGUUCCCUCCUCCCAACAAGCUCUUCCUUCUCCUAGGUUUAUGCCUCACACCUACAUGUCCUUCAGGUCUCUGCUUCUUAGUGAGGCCCACCUCACUGAAAAUGGCAGCUGUCCACAUGCCUCCCUCUGCCUUACUUUUCUACUUUUCACAUACCUUGUAAUUUACUGAUAUUCAUUACUUGUCUCCUUUUGUUAAAAUCUGCGCACCACGAGAACAAGGGUUUCCCACACACAGCUGAGUGGAGAGGUGUUCCAGAACAGCCCAUGCACCCCCGGGACUGCACAUCAGCACUCUCCGGUACCUGCUUUACCUCAUGUCUCCGUCUCCCCACCCCUCUGUCCAUCAGGGGCCCACUGUUGGCUUGGGUUUUGUUCUGUUUUCAUAGGGGCACGGAUUUUUGUGUCUCUGCCCCAGGAGUGAGUGGCUAAGGGGCCAUAUGCCAUGAAGUCCUGGGAGACCCAGCAGAGUCGUCAUUCCUCUGUCACGUCUUAGGUUCUGCCAUUUGCUUGGGAACAGUGGUUAUUGUCAUUUUGACUCAUUUUCCUCUCCUUCAGGUCUCCUCUGCAUACAGGCAACUGGGUUUAAUACUGUAACCUGUCAGCUUCCCUUAUUCAGGAUUCCCACGUCACCUAUGCGCCUCAGUAGCCUUGGGGCAUCCACACAUUUCGGCCUUAGGUGCCUGUCCUGUUGUGAAUAAUUAGAGGAAGAGUGCAGGGUGGGCUGUGCCAACAGGGAAGAUGGCUGACGGUCAGAGAAAGAGCCUCGAUUCUUGCAGUGAGGCCUUGGAAGAGGUUAGGAAAAGGGGAGGAGCAGCAAAGCGGGUCCUCUGGUGAGCAGGCCUGGGCCCCUGAGUCACAGAAGCGGGGGUGGCAGACUUGGGUGAAGGGCCAGAGAGAAGGCGUUCCUCUUGGGCUCACCCCAUCACAGACAGAGCGUUUGAGGCCACCAGCCCUCAUGGAUGAUGGUAGCUGCUCAGGGCGAUGGGUGAAUAGUGUGGAUGCUGUCGCUGACUUUUUAGAUGCAGGAGACACCGUUUAUUUAUUCAGCGAAUAUCAUUGAACAGGGCCAGGUGCCGGAGGCCAGCCAGGGUGGUGAGGGCUAGGGGGACGGCAGGAGGGCGGCGGCAGUCAGGGCUGCAUCCAGCCUUCAGUGUCUUUGCUGUCAAGGGAGGGAGAUAGGCCACUGAGUCCUAUCCCAUGGCAGUGUGGGACAAGAGGAGCUUGGUUUUUGGUUUUCGUUUUGCUUCUGAGUGCAAGAUCUCCCUCAGAGAGAGGAAGUGACAACGCAGAGAGAGAGGUAAGGGGCAUGAGGCGCUUGCCCCAGUUGGCAGCACAGCCCUGCUGGUGGUGGUGGGCAGAGAGAAGCCCGGCUGGGAGCCUGGCUGUGCCCGUAGUUGAGGGAGGAAAGAAGGCGGCUGGCUGGGAGCUCAGCUGGUGCCUGUGGUUGUGGGAGGGAGAGCAAGUGGCCAGCAGCCCAAGCUCAGUGGGUGGCCAGGCGUGCUGGGCCUUCUUCCUAGCUGCUUCUGGGUUCUUUGUUUUUUUGCUUUUUCCCAUUGCAAGAAACAAGGUCAUCACUGAGAGUGUGAAGGGGGUGCGAGGUAUGGUGAUGUGAGGAAAGAGCAUGUGGGAGGAGAGACUGGUUUGAUCUCUGGGCUCCCUAGGGGCCACGUGGAGCUCCUGGCCAUUGGAAGAGGGAUCACUCACUCACGAGUCAGGCUCCAUGGUGUCUCCAGCCACUCACGUGUGAGUACAGGCCAGGUUAGGUGGCGCAAUGAAUUUUCCUCCCCCUUUAUUUUGAAAGAUGGAGCCCUGGUGGUGCAGUGGUUAACCAUUUGGCUGCGAGCCACGUGACUUAUUCCUGGUGAUGUUGACCUUGAUCACCUGCCAGGGUAGUGUUUGCCAGGUUUCCUCAAAGUGUUACCCCCUUUCCAUAUUCAAUUUACGCUGUUUAAUUUGCUUAAAAAUCCAUGCUUCAUAUUAAUAAUUUUAUAUUUAAACUCUUGUUGAAAAAAUUAGAUCAUUUGAUCUUUUGAUGUAAUUUUCCCCGUUAAAAAGCAGUUGCAGUCUCUUGAAUGAAAAUCUACCAGUACCAGUUGUUGUCGCGUUGACUCAAUCCUGGUAACCCCAUGUGUGUCAUAGUAGAACUGUACUCUGUAGGGCUUUCAGCGGCUGAUUUUUUAGAAGUAGAUUGCCAGGCCUUUUGGACAGUUACUUCCCAGAAUAACUAAAUUAGGAUCUGGGCCAUGCACGUUAAUCCCCAUGAACUUGGCUAACGUGGUCUGUUCUACAAGAUAUAACCCACUCCUGGUGGCUGAGCAACAAAAUCAGUGACAGGCCCGACGCCUGGGCUGUGUCUAGACCAGGAGGAUGCAUGAGGCAGCACGUCCCAUGCGUGUGGGCGGCACAUGGCCUGGCGUCCCUGGGAGGAGAGUCCUAUGGUGGGAACCUGUUCAGCGGGUGGGCGGGCCAGCAGCUUCUCCACACCGGCCGGCCCAGCAUCUGCAUUAGCGCCGGGGAAGUUCCGACUCUCAGAGGGUGGCAGCCUGCAGUGCUGGGCCAAGGCCCUGUUUUGUUUUUCUUAUAAACAGGUGGAGAACGUUCAUGUUGCCAUAAAGCCAAUUUUAUGGUAAAUCCUUACCCAAGUAAUACAUAUAAUUAAUUAAAUUUUUGUUUUCAAGAAUUUUAUUGUGGGAAGAUACAAAUCACAGAAUAAUGGUCGUUUCAACCAUUUUUGUGUGUAUACUUGAGGGACUUUAGUUCCGGUCGUCCUGUUGUGCAGCCGUCAGUACUGUUUGAUGUUGUCUUUUUCAUCACCCUUCCCAGGAACUCAGUACCUCUUCAGCCACGGUGCCCAUCCGCCUCCCACCCACCCCUGGUAACCACAGAUGUGUUGGUCUCGGUGCAGGUGCCUGUUCUAGAUAUUUCAUGUGAGUGGGGUCCUGUGGUAUUUGUUCCUUCGUGUCUGAUGUUUUCAAGGUCCACCCAUAUCGUAGCGUGUCAGGAUGUCAUCGUUCUUUGUGGCUGAGUGGUAUUCCGUUGUAUGGGCGGACCACAUUGUGUGUUGCUGUGCACUUGGGCUCUCUCUACCGUUGGGCUCUUGUGAGUAGAGCUGCAGUGGACGGUGGUGUGCACACACCAGUCUCAGUCCCUGCUCUCAGGUCUUCUGGGUGUGGCCCAGGAGUGGAGUUGCUGAGUCAGGUGGCGACUCCAUGUUGAGCUGCGUCAGGAACUGGAGCCCUGUUUUCAAGGCCUUUCCUGGGCCCCCUGGUACCCUGUGGAACAUGCCCCGGCAGAUGCCACCCCAAGACAAAGCCGUCCUGCAAGGCCUCUCAAGAGGGAGCCGCAGCACUCCUCCUGGCAACCUCGGGCCUCGCGGGCAGCCUGCACCUCCAGCAGAAGCUACGCUGCUGGCCAGCCUGCUGGUGGGUAGACACACGUACCAGGACGCCUGGCUCUCCUGUGCUGCAUCUGCACGGGCCCAGAUGGCGUCAGGUGGCCUCCACUCGGGGCUUCCCACCCAGUGGGGCAGAGAUCAUGCACAGACAUGACAAUGUGGGGUGCCUGGCGGAUGUGCACCAGCCUGCCAGGAAAUUCUGUCCCAGUGUCCCAGCUGGGACCACACAGACCAGCUCUGAGAGCCCGUGGGUUCCUCUUUGACUGUCUCCAGCUAGCUCUCAGUGGUUUGGGUGUUUUCCAGGCCGAGAUGGGGAGACAGGCAGGAAACAACCUUUCCAAAGGAUGUUUGAAGGGCAGGCCAGGGAGUUCUCACGGGAGGAUGCUUGUGGACACAAAUGGGUUUGCUGACAGGGUGGUUGGAACUAGAGUUUAAAGAAUCUACAUAGCACCUCUGGUGCUGGCCUGGCGUAUCGUCAUGCAGGAGCCCAUGACACGGGCUGUUGUCGGGGUGGUCUGCACAGACAGAGGCCAGCACACUGGAUAUUCCACCCUCUCCCCACCAGCCCGGGGUAUCAGACUUGCCCUCGCUGGUGACGGUGCUCGGAAGUUGCAAUUUUGCCAAAACGCACACUGGUCACACACACAGUCCACACUGAAAACCCUCAGUCCUUCACGCCUGGGCAGAGCAGGGUCUGACAGACGUCCUCUCACCGUCUGGGAGCUCUGCUGCCACCAUGGUAUGCGUUUCUCCAGCUCCAGGGCACCCUUUCCCUUUCUCGUUCCUGCAGCUCUUCACCUUCACAUGCUUCCCCAGCCCAGAGGGUAGACAGCACCUCUUAGCAGUGAUGGGCCUGCACUGAGGUGUCCAGGCAGAGCAGAGUCAGCGUGACAUCGACUGGCUUCAGUUCACCUGCAAGCGGCCCUUGUGGCUGGCGUGUGGUUUCACUGCCAGGGCGGCCUUGCCUGCACUCUCUGGGCCUGCCCGGCUUGGACUCCAGGGCUGUGGGCUGGUUGGGGUUGGCACUGCCUUGCUGCAAGGCUGCUUGGCACCCUGGCUCUGGAAGUGCUCCCGGUGUCCCCCUAGAUGUAUCCCUGGAUGGCCGCCUUCGCUCAUUGCCAAGCGGAACCUGCCCUAGGGGCUACGCCCAGGAGUCCCUGCGAGCUCUUCCUGGUCCUUCCAGUUCUGUGAGGACUGUCCCUGUCAAGCACACACGGCCUCGGCUUUCUGGUCCACCCCGGCACCAGGCAUGCCUCCAGGCUCUGAGGGUCCUUCUCUUCUUGUUUUCAAGGCAGCAGUGUAGUAACAGAGGGUCAGAUGAGAAGCAGAAUGGCGUUUUUGUCUUGAAUCUGUUUACUUCUUUUCUUCCAGGGCACUUUUGAAUUUGAAGUGUUUCAGAUGGAAAUAUCCCAAGUGUAUCAGUGCAGAGAGUUUCCCAAAUGCCUGUAGAUCCAAGGCUCAGAUUUCACUUCAUUCAUUUGUUUGAGUAGGUGACUAUAGCUCAUAGGGCCUGCAUUCAUUUGUAGCGGUGUAGGGACAGACUGACCACAGACACAGAUGCGGAGCACGGUAACCCUUAAAACCACCUGCAGACAUCCCAUGGCUUUCUGAGUGUGCAAAGCCCUUGUAGGGGAAGCGUGUGAGGGCCAGCAGCGAGCUCUGGUUACGUGUGGCAUCUGCUGAGGGAGACGCGUGUGAGCAUCAGAGUGCUAGAGCCUCUGGGAGGUCAGGUUGGAAACCCUGGACCUUAUUGACCCCUUGUUUUACAGGUGAUGAAACUGAGAUCCAGCAGGGUCCAGGGACUUGGUCAAGGUCCUGAGUGGGGGGCAGGUGUGGGCCAAGACUCAGGGUCUCUUGACCACUCUGUGGACGGGUGGGUUCCAGGAAUACCAAGAAAGUUACUGUGUUGCGGGUCACCGGCCUGGCUAAUGGCCCCACCGUCUCCUAUCUCGGUGUCACAGGUGUACAUCGGCGAGCUCCCACAGGACUUCCUCCGCAUCACACCCACACAGCAGCAGCAGCAGAUCCAGCUGGACGCCCAGGCCGCACAGCAGCUGCAGUAUGGGGGCACCGUGGGCACCCUGGGCCGCCUCAGCAUUACUGUGGUGCAGGGAUGCCCGCUGUCUGCAGCCCCGGCAUGGUGCCCAUGGCCAUGCCAUCGCCCGCCAUGCCUGUGCAGCCCCGCUGUAACGAGGAGGACCUGAAAGCAAUCCAGGAUAUGUUCCCCAAUAUGGACAAGGAGGUGAUUCGCUCUGUGCUGGAGGCCCAGCGGGGGAGCAAGGAUGCAGCCAUCAACUCCCUGCUGCAGAUGGGCGAGGAGUCCUAGGGC
Messenger RNA from Loxodonta africana (African savanna elephant), 14904 nucleotides. It is a transcript of the gene TOLLIP, whose product is annotated as toll interacting protein. Gene Ontology annotation, biological process: ubiquitin-dependent protein catabolic process. NCBI's taxonomy places the organism in Eukaryota, Metazoa, Chordata, Mammalia, Proboscidea, Elephantidae. Gene Ontology annotation, molecular function: ubiquitin binding; ubiquitin conjugating enzyme binding. The transcript is spliced from 2 exons. The coding region runs from base 14348 to 14779 and encodes 143 amino acids. The record is from RefSeq and is a predicted model, not a curated record. Gene Ontology annotation, cellular component: cytoplasm.